Molecule: messenger RNA, 3847 nt
Organism: Gryllus bimaculatus (two-spotted cricket)
Lineage: Eukaryota; Metazoa; Arthropoda; Insecta; Orthoptera; Gryllidae
Source: the annotation of a GenBank genome assembly
GUGCAACUGUACCAAUCGUCGAUUGGAAACGCGGGAAAAUAAGGUGGCAAUGUGGGCGGAGGCACAACCGUCUGAAUGAUUACCGGUGUCCUCUUUGUAUAGUGUUGCAAAGUUGGUGUAGGUCGAGAAUCUCGUUACAAAGAUCUAAUUGGUCUCGUGGAGCUAUUUAUCCUUCUACAGGUUCAUCAGAAAUCGGGCGAUUUACCAUAAUGGAUAGCAAGAAAAGGAAUUAUGGUGGAUUCCAGGGACCAAAUAAGAAAAGCAGAAAUGUCUCUGCCGACGAUGAUUAUCCUGGAUCGUUUGCUGAUGAAUUGGCAUACAUGGAUCAGUUGGAAUCUGAGAGUCAAGAAUUUACUGAAUCUUCGGAAUUGUUGGGAGUGGGUCCAGAAACUGGUCAAACUAGUGCAAGAUGGAGUCGUCCUCCUGUUCCUCCUUUGGAGCCACAGAAAGAUAUGUUAGUCUUUCAGCAAAUAGACAUCGAUCAUUAUACAGGUGUUCCAAUGGCAGGUAUGCCUGGUGCACAGCAGGGGCCUGUACCUGUUAUGAGGAUGUAUGGAGUGACAAUGGAGGGUAAUUCUGUGUGUUGCCAUGUCCAUGGAUUUUCACCAUAUUUCUUUGUUUCUGCUCCAGAUGGUUUUACAGAUAAACAUUGCCAUGAAUUCAAGGAAGCUUUAAACAGUGCUAUGUUAGCUGAUAACUACAUUGCACGAGACAAAGUACCUGUAGCUGUCUUAGCAGUGGAAAUUGUCAAAAAGCAAAAUAUGGUUGGCUAUCGGGGAGAGGACCUGGCAAUUUUUAUUAAAGUCACUGUCACCUUGCCUAGGCACAUAGCCGGUGCUAAACGUCUACUGGAGAGGGGAAUUUCCUUCUCCAGUCUGCCUCCUCACAGUUAUCAGUUCUUUGAAUCAAACAUUGAUUUUGAUAUUCGUUUCAUGGUGGAUGCAGAAGUUGUUGGUUGUAGUUGGGUUGAAUUACCAGCUGGUGUGUGGAGAUUACGGUCAAAGACUGACAUGAAGUCUCGUUGUCAGAUUGAAGUUGAUGUUGCAUGGGAUAAAUUUAUUUCCCAUGCCCCUGAAGGGGAAUGGAGUAAAGUAGCACCCUUUCGAAUACUUAGUUUUGAUAUUGAAUGUGCCGGGCGAAAAGGUAUAUUUCCUGAGGCCCUACAAGAUCCUGUUAUUCAAAUAGCAAACAUGGUUAUUAAUCAAGGAGAUCAUGAACCAUUCUUAAGAAAUGUGUUCACAUUAGACACUUGUGCACCUAUAGUUGGAUGUCAAGUGUUAAGUUUCAAAGAAGAAAGGGAUAUGCUUGAGAAAUGGGCUGAUUUUGUUAGAGAAGUUGACCCUGACUUAUUUACUGGUUACAACAUUAAUAACUUCGAUUUUCCAUACUUGCUUGACAGGUCAAAACAUCUUAAUGCAAAAAACUUCCACUUUUUGGGUAGAAUAAAAGACAUCAAAUCUGUGGUCAAAGAGCAGAUUUUACAAAGCAAACAAAUGGGUCGGCGAGAAAACAAGAGCGUCAAUAUGGAAGGACGUGUUCUGUUUGAUUUGCUUUUAGUACUAGUGAGAGAUUACAAGCUUCGGUCCUACACAUUGAAUGCAGUGAGUUUUCACUUCCUUCAAGAGCAAAAGGAAGAUGUGCAUCAUAACAUCAUUUCAGAUUUGCAAAAUGGUGAUCCUCAAACUAGGCGCAGAUUGGCUGUGUAUUGUCUCAAAGAUGCAUACCUGCCUCUUCGUCUACUGGAUAAACUAAUGUGCAUUAUUAAUUAUAUGGAAAUGGCUAGGGUGACUGGUGUUCCCCUAUCUUGCUUGCUGACCAGAGGUCAGCAAAUAAAAGUAGUUUCACAGCUUUUGCGUACAGCCAAGCCCAAGGGAUACUUAAUGCCGGCCUAUUCAAGCGGUAUUCAGGAAGAACAGUAUGAGGGAGCUACUGUCAUAGAGCCAAAGAAGGGCUAUUAUAGUGAUCCAAUAGCUACUCUUGAUUUCAGCUCUCUGUAUCCUAGUAUUAUGAUGGCUCACAAUUUGUGCUACACCACUCUACUUCCUUCUGGGAUGAAAGAGAAAUUGAGUUUGACCCAGGAUCAAUUCACAAAAACUCCUGCUGGAAAUUUUUUUGUUAAAGCACCUGUUCGUAAAGGGUUACUUCCCGAGAUUUUAGAAAAUUUACUAAGUGCUAGAAAGAGGGCUAAAGCAGAUUUGAAGAAAGAAACUGACCCAUUCAAACAAAAAGUUUUGGAUGGAAGACAAUUGGCUCUGAAAAUCAGUGCUAAUUCUGUGUAUGGUUUUACUGGUGCCCAAGUUGGAAAAUUGCCAUGUUUGGAAAUUUCUGGCAGUGUUACAGCUUAUGGCAGAACCAUGAUUGAACAAACUAAACAAGAAGUUGAAUCCCAUUAUAAUGUUUCGAAUGGUUAUAAGAAUGAUGCGGUGGUUAUUUAUGGUGAUACUGAUUCUGUCAUGGUUAAAUUUGGAGUAAAAACUUUGGAAGAAGCAAUGGAAUUGGGUCGAGAAGCUGCAGAAUUUGUUACUGAGAAAUUUGUAAAACCUAUCAAACUAGAAUUCGAAAAAGUAUAUUAUCCUUAUUUACUAAUCAACAAAAAGCGAUAUGCAGGUUUGUAUUUUACUCGUCCAGACAAGUAUGAUAAAAUGGAUUGUAAGGGUAUUGAGACAGUGAGAAGAGACAAUUCACCUCUUGUUGCCAAUAUGAUGAAUACAUGCCUUCAAAAACUCCUUAUAGAUCGAGAUCCUCAAGGUGCAAUGGAAUAUGCAAAACAAGUUAUUUCAGACCUACUUUGUAACAGAAUUGAUAUAUCACAGUUAGUUAUUACAAAAGAAUUGACAAAAUCCGAUUAUGCUGCUAAACAAGCUCAUGUCACACUUGCAGAAAAGAUGAAAAAAAGAGAUGCAGGGACUGCACCAAAAUUAGGAGAUAGAGUCCCGUAUGUAUUGACUGCUGCUGCUAAGAACACUCCAGCCUACAUGAAAGCAGAGGACCCAAUAUAUGUUCUAGAGAACAAUAUUCCUAUAGAUUCCACUUAUUAUUUAGAAAAUCAACUUUCAAAACCUCUCUUGAGAAUAUUUGAACCUAUUUUGGGUGAUAAAGCAGAAUCCCUUCUUCUGAGAGGAGAUCACACACGUAGUAAGACUGUUGUGACUUCGAAAGUUGGUGCACUCUCUGCUUUCACUAAAAGAAAAGAAACUUGCAUUGGAUGCAAAGCAGUGUUGCAUACCAAUGGAGCGCUGUGUUCUCAUUGUUCGUGUCAAGAAGCCAAGUUGUACCAGCAAGAGUUAUUCCGUUUCCGUGAACUAGAGAACAAGUUUUCUCGUCUUUGGACCCAAUGUCAACGGUGUCAGGGAAGUUUGCAUGAGGAGGUUUUGUGCACCAGUCGAGAUUGUCCGAUUUUCUACAUGAGAAAGAAAGUACAAAUGGAUUUAGUGACCCAAGAUAAAGUAGUACAACGAUUUGGCAACCCAACUUGGUGACCAAGAUGUGUAAAAAGGAAUUCUUCAGGACAUUAAAUAAAUAUGAUUGGGGGAAAGAAAAAAAAAGUUUUUAAACAUCCUAUUACUUACCCAAUCUGUAUUGUCUGUAUAUAUAUUGUACAAAUGUUUUCUGUUGUUUUUCUAGAUAUUUCAAUAAAAUAAUUAAAUUAAUAUAUUCUAUGGAAUUUAUUUAGUGCUAACAAUUUGUAUAAACCUUUUUAUUAUUUAUUUGUUCAGUCUCAGGCAAUCGCCAAAUUGUUAUGUAAUACAUCAGUUUGUGUAAUGAGAUAACAAUAGAUAAAAUUCUUACUGUUGGGACAAGACAAUAAAGUUCUUUUUGGGUUGUUAUAAAAGUGUAUUGAUGUGUU